Messenger RNA from Vespula vulgaris, 1331 nucleotides. RefSeq lists its product as uncharacterized. Lineage: Eukaryota; Metazoa; Arthropoda; Insecta; Hymenoptera; Vespidae. The record is from RefSeq and is a predicted model, not a curated record. The transcript has 3 exons. Bases 1 to 534 code for a protein of 177 amino acids.
AUGGACACCGUCAAGGAAUACGUCGGAUGUAUCAAUCCUCAUUGGGUAGCUAUAGUUUCAGCGGGAAUGUACACUUAUCUCAGGCACAUAUGUAUAGUCGGUUUGUGUUUCGAAGAGGAGAAUAAUCCACCUUUUGAUCCGUCUUAUUCUUCGAUACUUUUCGUUUUCUCGGCUUUGUGCCUUGUUGCCGAGUACAGACUUUGGCCAAGGUCAUUGAAAGAACCGCCGAUACAGCUUCUUUAUAUUUACGAGAUGUUGGUGGCUGCCUUGGCAACAAAUCUUGUAACUCGAGCUAUCUGGCUACCAUUGAUGCAUGUAAUAUAUUGCUUAACUCAAGAGUCGAGUAAAUGGUUAUUAUGGUUAAACACGACGAUAGGUUUGAGUCGUUAUUCGUUUGUGACGACAUUCGCUUAUUAUCUGGCCAAGGAAAAUGCGGCUACACAUAUGGCUUUUUGCUUAUCUUUAUUGUCUUUCGUAUGGAUGUUAGACGCCACCGAAUCGCUGGACACAAUUUUGGAUAUCUGGGCCAAGUAGUAAAAUAAAAACAAAAUAGUAAGAAAUGCGGAAAAUUAAUAAGACUCGUCCAAUCCUCGUUAAAUCAUUAAAGUCUCGUCGCGAUCUUCCAUUUGCAAUCGAUCGAUUCCUUUCGUUUUUUUGCCUUUCAAACAAGUAUUUGUAAAUGAGACUUUAUUCGUUUAUUUCUUUUCACAAUUAUUUUAAAGAAAGAAAACAUAUAUUCUUUUGUAUAAAAUGGGCAACAUUUUUCGAUGCAAUCUUAAAUAUCUGUGCAUUAACUCAUCAGACGAGUAAAGGGUUAAUCGAAUUACUUUUGUUCAGGAUCGAAGAAACAUUUAAGGAAUCUUUGGAAUCUCACGAGCGUCUCGAGAAAAGGAUCUCUUUUCGAAAUCCCGAAGUGACGGAUUGUUUUACUUACAGACUCGCGACUAAAUCUGAUCCAUGAAAAAUCAGAGAUGUUAUUAAAUCAAUGUUAUUCGUUGUCAAUGUAUAUCGUCCUGUUUCAUGUAUGUGUCUCAUAAAUAUGUGAUACCGUUGUCCUAUUGAUAAAAAAUAAAACAUUUCAAAAGAGAAAACAAAAUUUCAGUUAUAUCCUUUUAUUCGUACAAUUACGAUUAGUGACACAAUAUUUUAUAAUUUUCGAAGUUAAAGGAGGAACACGGUUUAUGACGAUAGGUACUUUCAAGAAUCAGAACCAUACUUUAACCACAUCUCGACAUUGCUAAAGUGCCUAAGUCGAGGCAAUGUUCCCUUUAGUAUCGGAAUCUUAUACAUAAUUCAUCGCAUUUCCCGAUAGCUUUUCCCUAGAGUGGCCG